Messenger RNA from Musa acuminata AAA Group (dessert banana), 4435 nucleotides. Its product is annotated as DNA mismatch repair protein MSH3-like. NCBI's taxonomy places the organism in Eukaryota, Viridiplantae, Streptophyta, Magnoliopsida, Zingiberales, Musaceae. The coding region runs from base 749 to 4156 and encodes 1135 amino acids. Gene Ontology annotation, cellular component: nucleus. The record is from RefSeq and is a predicted model, not a curated record. The transcript is spliced from 14 exons. Gene Ontology annotation, biological process: mismatch repair; mitotic recombination. Gene Ontology annotation, molecular function: mismatched DNA binding; ATP-dependent DNA damage sensor activity; ATP binding.
CUCCCUUUCGGAGAGGCCUAAACGAGGCAAGAGGAAGGAGCAGUGAGAUGGUGACCUCAUCGGUGGUGUACACGUACCCCCUCUCCAACUAGACCUUCGAGUCGAAGGAGCGAAAGAUGGAGAAGGACGCCUCCGUGCUCGAUCGCCUCGCCCGCAUGAAGGUCAACUACAUGAAACAAGGCAUGCAAAGAAGUGUUGAAGGAAUAUUGUUGAGCUACGGAUCUGUUUUAUCGAUGAUCCCACUACAGUUGUCAAGGUUCAAGUUCAUCAUGGUAAGAAGGUCUGUGAAGCUGUUGGGGUGGCAGUAGAAGUCGGCUGGUUUCAUCAAAUGAAUGCUUUUGUUUGUACUCUGUCCCUUUUUACAAGCAACUGUGUCAUCAAGCUAAGCUAAAUAGGCGCAGGAUUGAGAAAGCUAGCGAUACUAUAGAUGUAAGGAGACCUGGUCAAAUUGAAUCGGGCCAGCCUCCUUGUUAUCUUCUCAUAUGUACUUGUAAUUGCUGGUGAUGAAGAAAUCUCAAUCCAUUUUAAUGGCUUCCUUGCCAUCUCAACGAGUUUUAGUUGAGGUUGAAUAUGAUCCGAGAAAUUGUUUUUUUUUUUCGUCAACCUUAUUCUCCAACAUGAGCGGCCCUAUUUGUGUCGAUCGCUGGUUCUCUCUCUCUCUCUCUCUCUCUCUCUCUCUCUCUCGAUCUAUAUAUAUACCUUUGCCGCUUCCCGCGUUGUCACCCCUCUCUCUCUCUCACACCUCAACAUGGGGAAGCCAAAGCAACAGACCAUCUCCCGCUUCUUCGCCCCCAAACCCCCUCAGAUCCCUUCGUCUGCUUCUCCCCCGUCGCAGCCUAAACCCUCCCCAAGAAUCUCCGCCACCGUCUCCUUCUCCCCCUCCGCCAAGCGUAGGCUUCAAACCCUAACCCCUUCGCCUCCCCCCAAACCCAAGAAAUCGACACCCCCCUCCCCUCAAUCCCCCGCCGCCAUUCCUCCCUCCAACCCUUUCCUCCACCGCCGCUUCCUUUCCAAGCUCCUUGACCUCUCUUCCCCCUCUUCCUCCUCCUCCUCCUCCUCCUCCUCCUCCUCCUCGGCUGCCGCCGCCAAACCCCUUCCACAAAACCCUGCAUACACGCCUCUUGAACAACAAGUUCUUGACCUCAAAACUAAGUACCCAGACGUUCUUCUCAUGAUCGAGGUCGGGUACAAGUACCGUUUCUUUGGCGAGGACGCAGAAAUUGCCGCCCGGGUCCUCGGAAUCUUCGCUCACGUCGACCGUAACUUCCUCACCGCCAGUAUCCCCACGUUCCGGCUCCACUUCCAUGUUCGGCGCCUCGUUGCCGCGGGUUACAAGGUCGGCGUCGUGAAGCAGACCGAGACCGCCGCCAUCAAGGCGCACGGUUCCAACCGUCUCGGACCCUUUUCCCGGGGCCUGUCCGCAUUGUACACGAGGUCGACCAUUGAGGCCGCAGAGGACAUGGGCGGUGCGAGGGAUGAGGGGGUCAGCAUCUCGGGGAGCAAUUACCUUGCUUGUGUCGUAGAGAAGGAACUGGUUCCGGGGAGGGUGCAUCUCGAGGGAAGGUUUGCUGUGAGGAUCGGGAUCAUCGCCGUGGAGGUCUCGACGGGGGAUGUUGUUCAUGGGGAGUUCAACGAUGAUUCGAUAAGGACAGGGCUCGAGGCGGUGCUGAUUAGUGUAUCUCCUGCUGAGAUUCUUUUGGGGGAACCCCUUUCCGCAACAACAGAGAAGCUUCUACUGGCAUAUGCUGGACCUACAUCCAAUGUUCGGGUUGAGCGUGCCUCACGUGAUUGUUAUAGUGAUGGGGGUGCACUUGCUGAAGUGAUUUCUUUGUAUGAGAUCACAGAUGACAAUGUUCUGGCUGCUGUAAACAAUACAGAAAAUGGUGAUAGAAGAGAGGAAGGAUAUAAUCAUCCUACAAUUGAGAAAAUUAUGGCCAUGCCUGAAUUACCCAUUCAGGCGUUGGCAUUGACCAUUCGUUAUCUUAGAGAUUUUGGGUUGGAACGGAUAGUAGGCUCCACUGCUUCAUUUCGGCCUAUUUCUAGCAACUUUGAGAUGACUUUAUCAGCAAAUGCCCUUCAUCAGCUUGAGGUUUUGGCAAACAACUCUGAUGGUUCUUCAGAAGGGUCCCUAUUUCAAGUUAUGAAUCAUACGUGUACUGCAUAUGGAUCAAGGCUUUUCAAACACUGGGUAACUCAUCCUUUGUGUGAUAGAAACUCAAUAUCAGCUCGUCUUGAUGCGGUUUCUGAGAUUGCUGAAUCAAUGGGCUCGUGCAAGGGGUCACAGGUGGAAAUGGAGCUUGGAGUUGAGAAUCACUCUGAUGCAUUUAGGCAGUCCGAGCUCAGUGAGGUUAUGUCUUCAAUUUUAACUAUGCUAGGGAAGUCACCUGAUGUUCAACGAGGAAUAUCGAGAAUUUUUCAUCGAACUUCCACAGCAGCAGAGUUUAUCGGGGUCAUUCAUGCUAUACUUACCUCUGGGAAGCAAUUACAGAAGCUUUAUGUGGAGAGUGAUGCAGGUUAUGGAGCAUCACAGCAAAAAAAAGUCAAAUCUGCUUUACUUAGAAGGUUGAUUUCGACUGCUGCUUCACCUACUGUAAUGGGUCAUGCUGUUAAACUUCUAUCAUCUCUAAACAAGGAUGCAGCUGAUCAGGGUGACAUGUUGAAUUUAUUUAUUUCAUGCACCAAUCAAUUUCCUGAGAUUGGUAGAGGCCAUAUAGCUGUUCAGUUGGCAAAGGAGAAGCUGGAUUUACUUAUUGUCCAAUAUCGGAAGCAGCUUGGAGUGCGCAACUUGGAAUUUAUGAGUGUUUCUGGGAAGACACAUAUGAUUGAACUGCCAGCAGAUUUAAGGGUGCCUUCGAACUGGGUAAAAGUCAGUAGUACUAAGAGGACCAUUCGAUAUCACCCACCUGAAGUGUUGGCAGCCUUGGAUGAAUUGUUGCUUGCCAGAGAAGAACUUGCUGUUGCAUGUAGGACAACAUGGGACAAUUUCUUGAUGAGUUUUGGGAAAUACUAUCCUCAGUUUCAAGCAGCUGUUCAAGCUCUAGCUGCUUUGGACUGCUUGCAUUCACUUGCCAUCCUCUCAAGAAAUGAGAAUUAUGUUCGUCCUGUUUUUGUUCAUGAUGAUGAACCUAGUCAGAUCCAUAUCUCCUCAGGCCGUCAUCCUGUUCUGGAGUCAAUCCUUGGUGAUAACUUUGUCCCAAAUGAUACCGAGUUGCAUGCCGAUGGUGAAUACUGUCAAAUUGUGACUGGACCAAAUAUGGGUGGGAAAAGUUGCUACAUUCGCCAAGUCGCUCUCAUAGCAAUUAUGGCUCAGGUUGGUUCCUUUGUACCAGCAUCAUUGGUAAAGAUGCAUGUGCUGGAUGGAAUUUACACUCGUAUGGGUGCGUCAGACAGCAUCCAGCAAGGAAUAAGCACCUUCUUUGAGGAGUUGACUGAGGCUUCUCAAAUACUACAUAAUUGCUCAUCAUGCUCUCUUGUCAUCGUUGAUGAACUUGGUCGAGGCACAAGUACAUAUGAUGGUGUUGCAAUUGCUUAUGCUACAUUACAGUAUUUUCUUAAACAGAAGAAAUGCAUAGUUCUUUUUGUCACUCACUAUCCAAAGAUUCUGGAUAUCCAAAAAGAGUUUAAAAGUUCAGUUGGGGCAUAUCAUGUUUCCUAUCUGACAUCACAAAAACCUCUUGAAAUUACUGAAUCUGAAUCAAUAUCUAGUGCUGAUAAGCUUUGUCACAAAGAGGUUACUUUUCUUUAUAAGCUUGUAAGGGGUGCAUCGGAUAAGAGCUUCGGUCUUAAUGUUGCCAAGCUUGCACAGCUACCGGCUUCGUGCAUUGCACGGGCUGCUGUCAUGGCUGCAAAGUUGGAAUCAGAAGUGAGCAAGCAUUUGGGAAGCAAAGAAGGGAGGUUAAUUAAAGUGUCAUCUCAGAAUGAAAAUUUAGAUCAUUCUUCUGAACUAUCUGAGUUCUGCAAGGAACAAGAAGACUUUGCUGACUUGGCAAAAGCAUGCCAUAAAGUGUUGUUUUAUAUGAUGUCUGCCUUGAACGAGGCUGAACCUGUGAACAUGUUGUGUUCAUUGAAGAAUGCAAGAGAGAUUGCAUCCAAGUCCAUAGAUCAUACAAGGGACAUGCUUCCACUAUCUUUUAUCCCCACAAAAAGGAGACAAUGAGACUGGCUUCAAUGAUUACAAGAGAGCUCAUAUCAUCCAACCACCAUGCCAAGAUCACUGGAGAAAUCAACAUACAACACCUUGGAUGCAAAUUGAAAUUGACGGAACAGGUUACUGAAGGCUCUUUGAUGCGUUAUGUAAAGAUUGCAGAUCCCCUUGCUGCCAUAGUGAAUAGUAUAGAAACGGAAUAUGGUGGUGGUUCCAUGCAUAUGAAAUUUUGUUUAGCUUCACUCUUUGAUCCCUGAGAAAAUUGUUUAUAAUAUGUGAAGCUUGUAUAUA